AUGUUCUCAACAAUAGCCCCAGCAAUCGCUCUGCGCCGAUCAGCCGCAGAGCUCAGGCGAAACGGCCCAAGAUGCCACCGAGGCCUCCUCACCCUCGCAAUCGAGACGUCGUGUGACGACACCUCAGUAGCAAUAGUCGAAAAAACAAACACCUCCACCUCCUCCAAAGCCAAAAUCCACUUCCUAGAGAACAUCACAGCCGACUCACGCGCCCACCGAGGCAUCCACCCAAUCCUGGCCCUAGAAUCACACCAAGAAAACCUAGCAAACCUACUCAACAAAGCUCUCAAAUCCCUCCCACCGACUGCAAAAGGCCAAGCAUCGAUAUGCUUAGCAGACGGGUCAAGCAGACGCAAACCGAACUUCAUCUCCGCAACCCGGGGGCCGGGGAUGCGCUCGAAUCUCUCCGUCGGUCUGGAUACAGGUAAGGCCUUGUCCGUUGCGUGGCAGAUUCCUAUGGUUGGCGUGCACCAUAUGCAAGCGCACCUCCUGACGCCGCGACUCGUCUCGUGUCUGGAAGCGGAAGAAAAUUGCACCACCACUGCCGCCGCCAGCGCCGCCACGCCUGCAUUCCCGUUCCUUUCUAUCCUUGUUUCGGGCGGCCACACGAUCCUAGUGCACUCGAAGUCCCUAACCGAGCACAGAAUCAUGGCGUCGAGCGAGGACAUCGCCAUCGGCGAAGCGCUGGAUAAAAGCGCGAGGGAAAUCGUUCCGGCGGAUGUCCUCGCCGGCGCGGAGAGUACCAUGUACGGCAAGACGCUAGAGAGAUUUGUGUUUCCGAACGGCGCGGCUGAUUUCGCUGAGUACCGUGCACCCCGGGAUCGAGGGGAGGAAGUUGCUGGUAUGAAGCGGGCGAGUGCGCGCGGGGGGGAGGCUCUUGAUGCGGACCUUUCUCGUGAUGAGCGGGUUGAGUUGGGGAGGGAGAUUAUGAGGGUUUGUUUUGAGCAUCUUGGUUCGCGGACGGUUAUUGCGCUUGAGCAGUUGAGGCUUACUGCGCGUGAAGAAAUCGGCACUCUUGUUGUUAGUGGGGGUGUUGCGGCUAAUCGGUUUUUGAUGGCUGUUUUGAGGUCGUUUUUGGAUGAGCGUGGGUUUGGCAGGGUGAGGGUUGUUGCGCCGCCGCCGUAUCUUUGUACGGAUAAUGCUGCUAUGGUUGGGUGGGCGGGGAUUGAGAUGUUUGAGGCUGGGUGGGAGACGGAUUUUAGUGUUCGGGCUUUGCGGAAGUGGACGCUUGAUUCUGAGGCUGGGGAUGGUGGUGUUCUUGGGCCUGGUGGGUGGGUGAAGAGGGAUGUUCUGAACUUGAAGGUUUAG
Penicillium manginii is the source of this 1308-nucleotide messenger RNA. RefSeq names its product N(6)-L-threonylcarbamoyladenine synthase family protein. Bases 1 to 1308 code for a protein of 435 amino acids. The transcript is spliced from 3 exons. The record is from RefSeq and is a predicted model, not a curated record. Lineage: Eukaryota; Fungi; Ascomycota; Eurotiomycetes; Eurotiales; Aspergillaceae. Gene Ontology annotation, biological process: mitochondrial tRNA threonylcarbamoyladenosine modification. Gene Ontology annotation, cellular component: mitochondrion.